Molecule: messenger RNA, 1725 nt
Organism: Carlito syrichta (Philippine tarsier)
Lineage: Eukaryota; Metazoa; Chordata; Mammalia; Primates; Tarsiidae
Product: cytochrome P450 3A4-like
Exons: 13
Biological process (GO): oxidative demethylation; steroid metabolic process
Molecular function (GO): testosterone 6-beta-hydroxylase activity; estrogen 16-alpha-hydroxylase activity; oxidoreductase activity, acting on paired donors, with incorporation or reduction of molecular oxygen, reduced flavin or flavoprotein as one donor, and incorporation of one atom of oxygen
Source: RefSeq, a predicted model, not a curated record
UAUGGGAAAGUGUGGGGGUUGUACGAUGGUCCACUGCCUGUGUUGGCUAUCAUGGAUCCUGACACGAUCAAAACAGUGUUAGUGAAAGAAUUUUCUUCCAUUUUCACAAACUAGUGGCCUUUAGGUCCUGUGGGAUUUAUGAAAAGUGCCAUCUCUAUAUCUGAGGAUGAAGAAUGGAAGAGAAUACGAUCAUCGCUGUCUCCAGCUUUCACUAGUAGAAAGCUGAAGGAGAUGUUCCUCAUAAUUGCCCGGUAUGGAGAAGUGUUGGUGAACAACCUAGGGAGGGAAGCAGACAAAGGCAAGCCAGUCACCAUGAAGGACAUCUUUGCGGCCUACAGCAUGGAUGUGAUUAUUGGAACAUCAUAUGGAGUGAACAUUGAUUCCCUCAACAACCUACAAGAUCCCUUUGUGAAAAAUAUCAAGAAGCUCUUAAAAUUGGAUUUCCUCACUCCAUUUUUUCUCUUGAUCAUAUUCCUUCCAUUUCUUACUCCAAUUUGUGAGGCAUUAAACAUCUCUUGCUUUCCAAAAGAUGCUACAAAUUUUUUUAAACAAGCCAUAGAAAGGAUAAAAGAAAGUCGCCUCAAUGAUAAACAAAAGCACCGAGUAGAUUUCCUUCAGCUGCUGAUUGACACCCAGAAUUCCAAAGAAACAGAAUCUUGUAAAGUUCUGUCUGAUCUGGAGGUCAUGGCCCAAUCAAUUAUCAUUAUUUUGGGUGCCUAUGAGACCACUACCAUUGCUUUUUCCUUCAUUAUAUAUGAACUAACCACUCACCCUGAUGUCCAGAAGAAACUACAAGAGGAGAUUGAUGCACUUUUUCCCAAUAAGGUACGUGCCAUCUACAAUGCCCUAGGACAGAUGGAAUACCUUGACACGGUGGUGAAUGAAGCUUUCAGGUUGCACCCAGUUGCAGUCAGAGUUGAGAGGGUCUGUAAGAAAGAUAUUGAAAUCAAUGGAGUGUUCAUUCCCAAAGGGGUAGUGGUGAUGUUGCCAAUCUAUGCUCUUCAUCGAGUCCCACAGUACUGGACAGAGCCUGAGGAGUUCCGCCUUGAAAGUAGAUUCAGUAAGAAGAACAAGGAGAACAUAGAUACUUACAUAUAUCUGCCCUUUGGAACUGGACCCAGAAAUUGCAUUGGCAUGAAGUUUGCUCUCAUGAAUAUAAAACAUACCCUUGUGAGAUUACUACAGAACUUCUUCAAAACUUGUCAAGAAACACAAUAUCCCCUGAAAUUAAGCAAGCAAGAAGUACUUCUUCGACCAGAAAAACCCAUUGUUCUAAAGGUUGAGUUGAGAAAUGAGACUGUAAUUUGUUUCUCCCAUUUUGGUGUUGUUACCUUGAAUCACCAGCAGGUGGUCCUAUCUCAGCUACUCGCCCCAGAGGGGUUGGGGCUGGACAGGAACCAGGCGGUGGCUGGAGAUGGAAACUUGCCUCAGGGCACACGGGAGGAGACCCACGGCAGGCAGGACAUCAUGGUCCAAGAGAGGUGGCAGCUAUCCCAGCAGAUCUUGCCUGCAGGGGCUUCAAGGACUGAAGUCGUGGAUCGCCUCAGGCACGGGUGGCAUGAUGUGCUAUGGCCACCAUGGAAGUCACGGCGGCAGCGCCAGCUGCCUCUGUGUCUGCGCUGCAGUGGCUGUCCAGACCGCUGCGAUGCCCCAGCGCUGGCAACAGCCGAGCUCUGUGUGAAGAGUAAGCUGCAAUGUUUGGGUCCGCAGCCCCCAGGAAGAUAG